AUGGUUGUUUGCAACAACGUCCGCACAUUGUCCCAGAUUUCAAGGUUUGAAAUCCCCUCACUUUUUGAGAAAUAUAGUAUAGUUGGUUUCUGUAAAGGCUUGUUCUGUCUAGCUAGUCGUGACAAUGAUCUUAAUCACAUUAUAUAUUUGUGGAACCCAAGUGUUAGAAUGUUUAAGAAGCUUCUAGCUACUUCCUUUACUGACAAGGACACCACCUCCAUUAUUGGACUUGCUUAUGAUUCUCAAAACAAUGACUUCAAGAUUCUUAGACUUGUGUCUUUGGACAAGAGGCCGAAGCUGAGAAUUACAGCUUUGCACACUGUAGCAAUCACUUGUUGCCACAGUUUUAUUCUGUCCUUUGACAUCAGUGAUGAGAGCUUCCGUGAGAUAGUGUUGCCUCCUAAUCACUUGGAUAGAUUGCCUGUAAAUUUUGCUGAACUUGCAGUGUUCAAGGGAUCACUGGCUGUUUUCGUUUUCGUUCAUGGUCGUCGUGGUAUCUUAUGCCACAUAUGGGUUAUGGAGGAGUAUGGUGUGGCCGAAUCUUGGACUAGAAAAUAUAUGGUACCAAUGACUUGGGUUUGGGAUGGUUAUUUCUUUGGCUGCACUGAUGACGGUGAACUUCUAAUUAAGAAUGCCACUGGGCCGGUUUCAAUUGACCCUGAGAGUCCAAAUCAGAACAUUCUUGCAAUUGAAGAUGCUGAUUGGAUGGGUUUCACAGCUAAUUCAAUGGAGAGCCUGAUUUUACUUGAUGGGGGAAAGUAA
This is a messenger RNA of Quercus lobata, 762 nucleotides long. RefSeq lists its product as uncharacterized. Bases 1 to 762 code for a protein of 253 amino acids. The record is from RefSeq and is a predicted model, not a curated record. The transcript is spliced from 2 exons. Lineage: Eukaryota; Viridiplantae; Streptophyta; Magnoliopsida; Fagales; Fagaceae.